Dromiciops gliroides (monito del monte) is the source of this 1161-nucleotide messenger RNA. RefSeq names its product glutathione S-transferase kappa 1 (gene GSTK1). NCBI's taxonomy places the organism in Eukaryota, Metazoa, Chordata, Mammalia, Microbiotheria, Microbiotheriidae. Gene Ontology annotation, molecular function: glutathione peroxidase activity; glutathione transferase activity. Bases 83 to 886 code for a protein of 267 amino acids. Gene Ontology annotation, biological process: glutathione metabolic process. The transcript is spliced from 8 exons. Gene Ontology annotation, cellular component: peroxisome; mitochondrion. The record is from RefSeq and is a predicted model, not a curated record.
CCCUUCUAAUAAAAAAAAAAAAAAAGAGCGAGCCCAGCCCCUGCUGUCCGUCAGCCUCCCACUUCUGCCCAGAACCAAGGCCAUGGCGAGCUUGCCUAGGAAGCUGGAGCUGUUCUACGAUGUGCUGUCCCCCUAUUCCUGGCUGGGCUUUGAGAUCCUGUGUCGAUAUCGGAACUUCUGGAACAUAGACCUUCAACUACACCCAACUUUAAUCGCAGGGAUCAUGAAGGACAGUGGGAACAAACCACCUGCCUUGGUACCACGAAGAGGCAAAUACUUGUCCAAGGACCUCCAGCGCCUAGGGAAUUUUUACCAAGUUCCCAUCCAGAUUCCCAAAGAUUUCCUUUUUGUCAUGUUAGAAAAAGGGAGCCUGACUGCCAUGAGAUUCCUCACUGCUGUCAACAUGGAGUGUCCAGAGAUGUUAGAGAGAGUGUCUCGAGAGCUGUGGAUGCGUAUCUGGUCACGAGAUGAAGAUAUCACUGAACCCCAGAGCAUCCUGGCUGCUGCAAAGAAAGCAGGACUUUUUGAAGAUCAGGCAAAGGGUCUACUAGAAAGGUGUUCAACUGAAGAGGUGAAGAAGAAGCUAAGAGAAACCACAGAGACAGCCUGCAAAUAUGGGGCCUUUGGGCUGCCCAUGGUGGUGGUCCACGUGGACAACAAAUCCCACAUGCUCUUUGGCUCAGACAGGAUGGAGCUGCUGGCCCACCUGCUAGAAAGAAGAUUAAAAAAAAAAAAAACGCAACCAGUAAAAAAUUAUGAUCACGCCCCACCUGCACCACCAAUAGUUCUUUGUCUCAAUAUUCUUACCCAGAGACACAAAUACCGCCUCCUUUCCAGGCAUCACUACUCACUUCUGCCCCUCUGGGGAGGAGGGGAGAGUCCUUAGGGCAAUGGGACUCUGGUCCCAAACUGAACUAAUCUCUUGGGUUCUCCAGCCCAGACGAGUAGGGAGAUGAAAGUCUGACCCGAUGGGGACACUGUUUCCCACACCCAGCUAGAGAAAGUAUCCCAAUUUGAGCCAACAGAUACCUCAACCCCGACCCGCAGGGCACUUCCCACUUAUCACUGACCCUGAAAAAUCCACAUCUUUAUGGACCCCAACACUGCCCACUGCACAACACUGAAAGUGCACACAGUCUGUCUGCAAUAUGGUUGUCUCCC